This is a messenger RNA of Apodemus sylvaticus (European woodmouse), 5104 nucleotides long. It is a transcript of the gene Stil, whose product is annotated as STIL centriolar assembly protein. The record is from RefSeq and is a predicted model, not a curated record. The coding region runs from base 272 to 4054 and encodes 1260 amino acids. The transcript is spliced from 17 exons. Gene Ontology annotation, biological process: centrosome duplication; protein localization to centrosome; mitotic spindle organization. Gene Ontology annotation, cellular component: centrosome; centriole. Lineage: Eukaryota; Metazoa; Chordata; Mammalia; Rodentia; Muridae.
GCCGCCUCGGUUCCCGCGACCUCAACGUCCCAGAGGCGGGGCCGCAGUCAUCUGAAACUCUACUUGGCUCCUACUUCUGCGUGCCCAACAAACGCACCCAACAACCAAACCCUAGCUUGGCGGCGGCCGUGACAAUAGCGACGGUGGACCUUCGUGCUCCUGGUUCCCCAAGGCGCCCUCCGGGCCCGGGAAGCACGGUACUGAGGAUUACAAGUUGAAUAAAUCAGUCACCAAAUAUAGAGCCUAUAGUUCCUCCAGCUUAUAUUCCCAGAUGAAUACCAGGUUUCCUUCAAGCAAGAUGGUACCUUUUCAUUUUCCCCCAUCAAAAUUGGCACUUUGGAACCCAAUGCCAAUUGGAGAGUGCAUCUACUUGCAUCUCAGUUACUAUAGAAAGCCAAAGCUUGUGGUAACUGAAAAGGCCAUCCGACUUGCUUAUCGUCACACUAAGCAGAAUAAAAAAAAUGUGCCAUGCUUCUUACUUGGUUCUCUCACAGUGGAUGAAGAUGAAGAAGGUGUGACAUUGACCAUAGAUCGCUUUGAUCCCGGUCGAGAAAUGCCUGAAAGCUUAGAAAGAACUCCUACUGCUUCUCUUCCUGGAGAUUUUUUGAUCCCCUGCAAAGUUCAUACUCAAGGACUUGGUUCAAGAGACUCAAUAGUUCAUAAUGCAGAUGACUUCAGUUCAGCUUUAAAGGCUUUACAAUACCAUGUGUGUAGCAAAGAUUUCUUGGACUGUGGAAAGCUGCUUUCCUUACGAGCCCAAAUCACCCCAAGGGAGAGUUUGGACGGUGUGGAUUUUAACUUGCAGUGGACAGCAGUAACUCUAGCAAAUUCUUUCAAGUGUGUGCCUGUGAAGCCUGUCCCCAUUAUUCCUACAGCACUGGCAAGAAACUUAAGUAGUAAUCUGAGUAUUUCUCAAGUUCAGGGAACCUAUAAACAUGGAUAUAUUACUAUGGAUGAAACACGCAAAUUGUUACUUUUGCUGCAAUCAGAUCCCAAGGUUUAUUCUCUGCCAUUAGUGGGAAUCUGGCUGUCUGGAGUUAUACAUAUCUAUAGCCCUCAGGUAUGGGCUUGCUGCUUGAGAUACAUGUUCAGUUCUUCUAUUCAGGAAAGGGUUUUUUCAGAAUCUGGAAACUUCAUCAUAGUUCUUUAUUCAUUGACACAUAAGGAACCUGAGUUUUAUGAGUGCCUUCCUUGUGACAGUAGGACGCCCGACCUUCAGUUUCAGUUAUUAACCAACAAGGACACUUUUCAUCUUUUCAAUAAUCUUGAACCUUCUGGCAAAAAUCCAAUCCAUUUCGAACUCAGUGCGGAGAGUCAAGAUGCUGAAGGGGAGGCAGAGUUUUUUAGCAAGAUUUCAAAGAAUCUUUCAGUUAAGAGAUCCUCCCAAAAAGUAUCUCCUGGGAAAAUACCAAUAAAUAAGCAUGGCACUAACCUUGAAGAUGAAGACUUUUCUCCAAGACCGACUCCCAGUCCUCACCCAGUGAGUCAGAAGAUUUCUAAGAUCCAGCCGUCUGUUCCUGAACUUUCAAUUGUGUUAGACAACAACUUCACAGAAUCAAGUAACCAGUCUAACCCUUUGGAAAUGAUGACUAUGGAGAAUCCUUUGUUGAUUAAGCCAUCGCAGCUUGAGCUUUGUGAUGCCAAACACAGCUCAGAAGCUAACCCUGGGGAGCCUUGCCUGUGGGGACUUCCAAAUCAGUUAAGCCGGGACACUGCUUUAAGACAGUGCAGAGGGAAGCAGUCAUCUACCUGUAAGAAAGAGAGCCUCCAGUUCAGAAACUGUGCUAAACCAUCUCUCAAUGUGCCAUCUCCUGAGGUAGCUGAGAAGCUUCAAGCAGUUUCUACUGGGAGCAUGCAAAAGGAAGACUACCCCGUGAGACCUUCUACUUUGGACUCCAGGCAGCCCUCUCUUGCUCCACAAACCCACCCACACAAUCUUGUUUUUUCACCCCAUAAUUCAGCAAGACCAAUGGAGCUUCAAGUACCCACUCCUUCAUUACCAUCCUACUAUCCCACAAGCGUCUGCAGCUGCUGCCAACAUCAUGGCCAUCUUCAGUAUAGUACGAUGAAUUCUUGGCAGGGAAAUACAGUGGGGUCUGUUCAAGACCUCCGAUCUGAAGCCCUUCCAAAACAUGCAUUCUUUCACUCAAGUGGAUGCCCAUCUCUGUGUGCUAACGCUAUCUACUCGUCAAGUAGCCCCGUUACCACGAAGCAAGGAGGCAUGGGUACCUAUUCUCCCCACAACAAUGGAGAACCGACACCUGUGGCAGGACCUUCACAUGUGGACUCGUGUGUGCCACAUCCCUGUGCCAUGUGCAUGCACACACCCAAUACAGCACCAGACAAUGGCAUGAUGGGACUGUCUCCUGAUGCAUAUCGCUUUGUCACAGAGCAAGACAGGCAGCUGAGACUACUUCAGGCACAGAUUCAGCGUUUAUUAGAAGCACAAUCUCUAGAUCCUGGCUCCCAUAAGACAGUAGCCACUGUGGAAGACACUGUGAAAGCGGCAAGACAAAUGGAGCAGGUUUCCAUGGAAGCACAGUCUUCACCAGGCUUGCACAUGAGAAAAAGUGUAAGCAUUGCCGUGAGCACAGGUGCUAGCUUGUUUUGGAAUGCAGCAGGUGAUGGUAAAGAGCCUGACUCACAGCUGAAGCAAGAUGACACCAAGAUUUCCAGUGAAGACAUGAACUUUUCUGUAGAUAUUAAUAAUGAACCGACAAGUCUUCCAGGUAGCUCAUCUUCUUUAAAAGCAGUUGACAUUCCUAGUUUUGAAGAAAGCAAUCUUGCUGUGGAAGAGUUUAAUCAGCCACUUCCUGAAUCCAACUCUUCAGAGCAGAGAAAAGAACCUGAUGUUCCUGUGUUCUUCCCCAAUGCUUUGCUGGCUGAAAGUGUAAGCAUGUGCUUACAGACUGCGCCAACAGAGGGAGCCAGUAACAGCACUGAAUCACCACAGAGAACAAAAGUUGAGCCUCAGGAGCCAUCAGAUAACCAGAAAAUUUACCAGGACUUGUUGGGUCAAGUGAGCCACCUACUAAGUAACUCCUCCCAAGAAACAGAUCAACCACCUACGAAAGCAGUUGUUAUCAACCACGAAUGCACCAAAACCCAAAAUACUCACCAUGCAAAGAAAAAAAGACACAAUUCAGGACUGGUGGACAGAGACUGUGUACUCAGUGCAACUAUUAAACAGCUAAGGAACCUAGGAGUGAAAAUUGACUCUCCCACCAAAGUGAAGAAAAAUGCACAGAAAGUGGAUCAUGCCAGUGUUUUGGCAUGCAUCAGCCCAGAAGCCGUGAUCUCUGGAUUAAACUACAUGUCGUUUGGUAAUGUUGGCAUGAGCAGCUUAAGUCCCACUGGUGCCGAUCUGAGCAUGGAGGCCAAUGCCAUUGCUCUGAAGUACUUAAGUGAAAAUCAGCUGUCACAACUGUCUCUUGCUCGAUCAAACCAGAAUAACUGUGACUCAUCUUUCGGCCUUCUACAUAUUAAUUCAGACAGAAGCACAGUGGGGCUUAGCUUAGUUUCACCAAGCAACAUGUCAUUUGCAACCAAAAAAUACAUGAAGAGGUAUGGACUCUUACAAAGCAGUGACAACAGCGAGGAUGAAGAGGAGCCUCCCAGCCAUGCAGACAGUGAGAGUGACCACGGGUUGAGCAGAGACCCAGCGUGCAGACCUGCGCAGUGUGCUCAUGAGAAAGAGCCUUCUCGGAGUGCCCGUGAAACAGCUCAGUGCUCUGACUGUGGCUCUGAGGACACGCACACACAUGGGCCAGUAUUGACAGAUAUCACAAAUCAAGCUGUGCAGCCUAGAGCAACAGAGCAUUUGAGUGAAGACUCUGCCAUUUCAUUAAGGAAUCUUAAGCCAAACCCAACAGUGAACCUCCGAACUGGAAAAGCAGAGUUUACUCAUCAUCCGGAGAAGGAAAAUGAAAGAGACAUUGCAGUUUUUCCCAGAACCUUGCAGCCUCCUGAGACUUUAAAUCAAAUGAAAAGCAUGAAUUCUGUGGGCACGUUCUUAGAUGUAAAGCGUCUCAGACAGCUACCUAAGUUAUUUUAACUCUUCACUUCUCUUUUGUGGUGUGAGGAGUAGGUGUGUACUGAUGGCACUUAUGGAAGCCAGACCUUUGGGAUUUGUUUGUUUUUCAAGACAGGGUUUCUCUGUGCAACCCUGGCUGUCCUGGAACUCACUCCAUAGACCAGGGUAGCCUUGAACUCACAGAGAUCCACCUACCUCUGUCUUCCAGGUGCUAAGUAGGAUUAAAGGCUUGCACCAUUGCCAAGCCAUGACCUUUGGGAUUUUAAUACCUUUCGGAGUCUUUUCCCUAUUAGUAGCUAAUUAACAUUGGCUGGGGUUGGGGGUGGUUGGCCCAGUUGUGAGAUGGCUUGUUAGUGAGUGGGAAGGUUGGGUUCAUUCUGCAUCACUGAACCUAAAACAAGCAAAACAACUCUAAGGUCAGGUACUGCAGCUAAUCAACUUCAGAUGAAUUUCCCCAAACCCCAGAACCUUGCAUGUGCUAAUGGGCUCUAUUACGAGCCUGACCACUGAGCUAUAUCCCCAACUGUAGAUUUUUAAAAGAAGGUCUCAGGUCAAUCUAGCCUAGGCUGGCUUCAGACAUAGAAUUCUGCCUCCUCAUCUGGCUCAGGUAUGCACUUUACCCUGUGUCUCCCAGAACCAGUUUUUUUACAUAAUCAUAGUUUGUUUCCAAACUAAGAACUUACAUUAAACACAGUACUGAAUAACCAGCAGAACUUUUCCUUGCCUUGGGUUGUUAUUUGGUGGGGUGAGACCAUGCUGGGGUGAACCAGGGACCUCACACAAAGUGCUGUAGCACUGAACUUUAUACCUCAGUCCGUGAGGGCUUGUGUGCACUCAUUGAUUCGCUUUUUUUGUGUAUUGAUGAAAUUACAUCACAUAGCUUCCACUAGCCUACGACAUGCCCUCCCUCCAUCCCUACCCUGAUAUCCCAUGGUCUUUUCACCAUCACCAGAAUGUUUUUAUCAUUUUAAAAAUGUUUCAUAAGCAGAAUUGUACUUUUAAAAACAAUUUUUAUUUAGCACUCUACCUUUUGAAAUGUACUGUCUUACUCCAAUAAUAUCCUGAGAUCUA